Closterium sp. Yama58-4 is the source of this 3627-nucleotide messenger RNA. The record is from the annotation of a GenBank genome assembly. NCBI's taxonomy places the organism in Eukaryota, Viridiplantae, Streptophyta, Zygnematophyceae, Desmidiales, Closteriaceae.
AUGAUCAGUCGAUCGUCGUCCGCUGGAUCGUUCACACUCGAUACGCGUUACGGCAAGUCGAAGCGCUUCGCAGACUUAAAGCUCUCCACCUGCGCUUCGUGGUCCAUCGCCGUCCUAUGCGGCUUCCUCCUAAUCUGGCGCCUCGUCUCUCCCCACUGCAACUGCCCUCCGCAACCCGUUCCCGUACCCGUUCCCGCUCCACCUGCCCCGCUACAAGCAACCCAUUUCGGUACAAUAACAGGCGGUUUUCGAAUCUUAGAUCCUGGCGAGCCUGUAGACCCGUACGUAGUUAAGAAGUUCGGUCCGGAGAUCUGCAACAGGAAGCGCUACCCGCCAACGCAGGCGUUACAGGCCGACUCGGUGACCAUCCUAAUUAACGGCUACGCCGAAGCGCGAAUACCGUUGUUGCAGGAGACACUGCAGAUUUACGCGGAGAGCCCGUUAGUGGACGCGAUUUAUGUUCUAUGGGGGAACGUAUCGUCGCCUUUCUCCGUGGUUGAGGGGGAUUUGGGGUGGUGGGAUGACGGGUCAAGUGGGGAAGGAGCGGCAGCGGCGGCGGCGGCGGCGGUUGAGCGAGCCGAAAAAAUCGCCACGCAGGAACGAGAAGACGGCAUUCCCGGCGGGAAUCACGGAUCGGGCGGGGGGAUUCGCGUCGGCGGCCCGGAUUCGAAGAUUCACAUAGUUAGACAGCUGUCCGACAGCCUGAACGACCGGUUCCUUCCGCGAAAGUUCAUUCGCACGCGAGCGGUGAUUAUAUGCGACGAUGACAUUACGAUCGACGAUAAGACGCUGGAAUUCGCGCUGCGGGUUUGGGGGGAGAACGAGCAGCGGCUGGUGGGAUUCUUCCCGCGCGCGCACGUGUACAGUUUGGAGGAGAAGGGAUGGGUGUAUACGAAGCGCGAGGACCGGUAUUCCAUAGUGUUAACGAAGCUGUUUAUACUGCAUGCAGAUUAUCUUUUUAGGUACACGUGUCACACGCCGGAGGGGGUGAAGGAGUACGUGGAUUCGGGGAAGAAUUGCGAAGACAUCGCGAUGAACUUCGUCGUUUCGCAGCGCGCGAAAGUCGGGCCGCUAUUGGUGGACGGGAAGCCUCGGGAUUGGGGCGACACGCGGAACUCGGAGAAGGAGCUGAGCGACGUGGGGCUGAGCGCGCGCGCGGGGCACAAGAAGGACCGCGGCGGAUGCAUCGGCGCGUUCCAGCGGCUGUGGGGCGGCAUGGAGCUGAGAUAUAGUUAUUCCAAGGCGACUCCGGAUGUCAAAGAGAUGGUGAGUGGCGCGGAUGGCAACAUGAAGGAGCUGAGCGACGUGGGGCUGAGCGCGCGCGCGGGGCACAAGAAGGACCGCGGCGGAUGCAUCGGCGCGUUCCAGCGGCUGUGGGGCGGCAUGGAGUUGAGAUAUAGUUAUUCCAAGGCGACGCCGGAUGUCAAAGAGAUGGUGUUUUGCGACAAGUUCGGGUACAUGAUUCACUGUGACGACCGCGCGUUGACGCGCAUGCAGGCAGCGAGGGCAGCGGGGUUGCACCGAGUGGUGGUGGAGCAGCGCUACGCCUACACCACGCUCGUCGCCUCUGCUGACCUGCUGCCCGCUGCCCUCGCCCACGCGCAGUCCCUCAGGCUGACGGGCACGGCGCAUGACCUUGUAUUGAUGGUGGAUGGGAACGCGCAUGACGUGAAUGUGAACGACCGAUUGUUGCUGCUGCAUUUUGAUCACGUUCGGAGAGUGCCGACUGUCAACAACCCAUAUGGCGUGAAGGGCUUCUCGAAGCUGAAUGCGUGGCAGAUGACGGAGUACGACAAGGUGGUCUAUAUCGACGUGGAUACUCUCGUGCUCGCCAACCUGGACCAUCUCUUUGAACGCCCCGAGCCCACCGCCGUGCCCGAUGUGUACAUGAGCAGCAAGUUCAACAGCGGACUGCUCGUGCUGAAGCCGUCUCACUCCACGUAUGCUGACAUGAUGGCCAAGAUGCACCGUCUCCCCUCGUACAACAAGGGCGACCAAGGCUUCCUCAACGCCUACUUCUCCGGCUGGUUCCACAUGCCCCCAGCGCACCGCCUCGCCGCGCGGUACAACGCCGUCAUCUUCUUCCCCGACCACUACCACCCGCCGCCCUGGUUCCGCGUCGAGGCCGCCCACGAGGCCCUCAACGGACCAAUCAUGAUGGUCCAUUUCGCCAACCCCUGGUUUAAACCCUGGCGGCUGGGGACGCAGGAGGGCGGGGUGGUGGGGAUACACGGGGGAGAGGGUGGCGGGGGAGGGGGAGGAGGCGGGGGAGGAGGGGGAGGGGGUGGGGGAGGGGGUGGGGGAGGGGGGAAAGGUGGGGGGAGUUUGUCGUCUGCACUGUCGUCUACUCUGGCUUCGUCUCUCACGUCGGGUCAGAGCGGGGUGAGCCGAGAGGCCGUUGAGGCAGCAGCAGCGGCGACUCUGCAAGCAGUAGCAGCAGGAGGAAGCGGGAACAGCACAGCAGGAGCAGCGGGCGCUGCUAGUGGGGUAGGCGGAGGAGGGGUGACCGAAGGGGGAGCAGGAGGGGCAGGAGGGGUGGUGGUAACAGCAGACGGCGGGCCACAGGUGAAGGUAAACCUCUGGUGCUCGCUCUGGCUGUACCUCGCUCAUGCACUGGAGGAAAACGACUGGUACCCGCUCGACCCUACCUCCAUCUCCCUCACGCACUUCCUCCCCAACCGUGCCCAGUACGACUCCCUCCUCCCCGCCCACGCCAAGGCCCGCGGGGCCUCCGCCGCAGCCGCCGAAGCAGCCGCAGCAGCGGGAGCAGCAGCAGCGCAAACCACAUCUGCUGGGUUGCCUUCCGCCCCGACGCUGCUCUCCUCGCUGGUGGCACAUGAGCCGGUGAUUCCCGCCCGGCCCACUUACAUCGGCCGAGAGGGCUUUGUCACUCUGAUCACCAAAGAUAACUACUUUGCAGCGGGGGUGUGGGCCGCGUCGUACCUGCAGCACCACUCGUUCUCGUCCUUCCGGAAGAUUCUCCUUCUCGUGCUGUCCACAGUCCCUAGAGACCACUGGCAGCCGUACCGCAAGCUCUUCAACUACGUCCGCGCGGUGGACCCGAUAGUGGUGAACGGGCGGCAGCUGGAAGAUUCUUUUGCCGUGCUGCACGCGUGGAACCAGAAGGGGUUCGACAAGCUUGUGUAUGUCGAUCCCGUCGCGCUUUUUGUCGAUAAUUGUAACGAGCUGGUUACCAGUUACGACGCUUUCGCGGCCCCGCCGAGCGUGUUCCCCCCAGACAUGUUCACGUCCCGAGUGAUGGUUCUCCAGCCCAACUCCACGACAUUCGAAGACAUGGUUGCGAAACUACCGGUUUUGCCCUACCCGGAAGGGUCGGUGGACCGGUUUUUGAACGCGUAUUACCACGGGUGGUUCUCGUGGGCGCCUGCACACCGGAUUCCGCCGUCGUUUGCGGUGGACAUGUGGUUCAAGGAAGGGCUCAUGAAGUUCUUCGUGCCGUGGCGCAUCGUGAUGUUUGACUCGCGGGCCGUGCCAUGGAGCGAUAUCAGCGACUGGAUGGCGCACGACCGCACCAAGGCUGUGAAGCUCUGGCGAAGGACGUUCUGCAGUUUGGAGGACACGUUGAGACCACCUUCUCUGGCACAUUUGUGUGCGGAUCUUAUAUAA